GGAGGAAGAAGAGCCAGAGGGUAGUGGUUUGCUGGGGGUGGUGACUCAGACCCUAACUCCUGCUCUUCCCUCGUCCCCUGCUCCUUCAGCGAUGGAUAGGAGGAUGAGUAAAAGAGAGAGGAACAGGGUGAGGAGGCAGAGGAGGAGGCAGAGGAGGAGAGAGCGAUGGAGACAGAGCCAGCAGGACAAUACACAGAAUUCAACAGGGAACCCAUCGAGCAGCAGUGAGGAAGAGGAUGUGAGUGCUGGGGACAGAGAGGGCUUCAUCUGUGCUGUGUGUCUGGACAUUUACUUCAGCCCUUACAUGUGCCACCCCUGUAACCACAUCUUCUGUGAGCCCUGCCUCCGUACCCUGGCCAAGAACAGCCCGACCAACACCCCCUGCCCACUCUGCAGGACCGCCAUCACCCACGUCUUCUUCCAGAAGGGUUUCCAAAGGCAAACUAGUCCGAUAGCCAGGCGUCAGUUCCCCCAUGGGGGGUAUCGUCUGGACACCAUGGACUUUGAGGACGAUUCUCGUGGCUGGCGUUUCGACAUGGACAUGAUCAUUAUCUAUAUCUACUCUGUCAACUGGGUCAUCGGCUUCAUCAUCUUCUGCUUUCUCUGCUACGUCUUCUUCCCUGCCUUCUAA
Coregonus clupeaformis (lake whitefish) is the source of this 631-nucleotide messenger RNA. Its product is annotated as E3 ubiquitin-protein ligase RNF180-like. Gene Ontology annotation, cellular component: endoplasmic reticulum membrane. Bases 92 to 631 code for a protein of 179 amino acids. The record is from RefSeq and is a predicted model, not a curated record. Gene Ontology annotation, biological process: protein polyubiquitination; positive regulation of proteasomal ubiquitin-dependent protein catabolic process; serotonin metabolic process. NCBI's taxonomy places the organism in Eukaryota, Metazoa, Chordata, Actinopteri, Salmoniformes, Salmonidae. The transcript has 3 exons. Gene Ontology annotation, molecular function: ubiquitin protein ligase activity; ubiquitin conjugating enzyme binding.